UCAUUUUAUGUUUAAUUAAAAAAAGAAAAAAUACGUAUCCAAUAUUUUUUGAUUAUCUAAAAAGCGGACUAAAUAUUAUUUCAUUAUUUCGACCCUGGACACUACCCUAUUAUGGAAAUAAGCAGUGACAGUGAGGAAGAGCAGAAUGUUACUCCUACUAAAAAAUGAAAGGUGCAAUAUGAACAAAAGACUUACAAUUAUGGGAAAAAGACAAAAAUUAUUCCAGUUGGAUUAAAAAAAGCAACAAAGGAGAUUACUAUUAUUAUUGUAAUGUCUGUAAGUGUGACUUGAAAUGUGGCGGAGGUAAAAGAGUUUUGAAAAAGCAUGCGGAAUCUAUUAAACAUAAGAAUAAUAUUAAAGGUUGGUGUGGGUGGUCUAAGUCUACUUACUUUACUGGUGUGGUAUUUUGUUUUGGUUUUAAAUUAUUUACUUGCUUUUCUAAUAAAGUGUAAGAAAGAAUUAGGUAAUGUAAAUAUUCUGAAUGUAAGUUUAUUUAAUCAUCAGAUGAAGGGUUAUGGUUUCAGUUUCAGAUUAUUAUUUUACAGCCACCAUUUGUGUACGUCAGAAUGGCGGGUGUAUGAGUAUAAAAAUAGAUUCAGUAAUUAUAUUAUAAAUAUACCUUUUGUACUAGUUAGUACCUGUAAAUAAAUUCAAUCUACCUCUUUAAAAUCGGAGUUAUUUACAAUGAUAAGUGAGUCGCCAACCUGAUGUCAGAAUCGUUUGGUGCAGUACUUCAACCUACUAUAACUUCAAUGGUGCCUGGGUCUGCAUCAAAGUCAUUCACAGAUAAAAUUAAGUCUGGAGAAAUAAAGAUGGCAUGUUUCCUAGCAGAGCACAAUCUACCAUUUAGCUUAGCAGAUGUUCUAAAGGAUCUUAUACAAUCAGUUGCCCAAGAUUCAAAGCUUGCAUCAGAAUUAACUUUUGGAAGAACAAAGGCACAUGCUAUUGUUACAAAUGUUACUGGUAAAGUAGCAGAAAACCAAUUAAUUGAAAUAUUACAAAAAAAUAAGUAGUAAUAGUUGAUGAGAGCACAGACAGAUCAUCAAUUAAACAUUUGGCACUUAUUGUAGGAACUGCAGUUGAUUUUCAUGUUGAAGAUAGUUUUCUAUGUAUAAUACCAGUUGUUGAUGGUACGGCUACAGCUUUAUAUAAUGCUUGUACAAAACAUUUUGAAGAGAAGAAUAUUCCAUACAAGGAAAAUAUGGUUGGAUUUGCAGCUGACGGAACCAAUUCCAUGUUUGGACAACAUCAUUCCUUGUCAAAAUUGUUUGCAAAAGAUAUUCCGAAUCUGUUUCUAAUAAAAUGUAUAUGUCACUCUUUUCAUCUUUGUGCCUCAUAUGCUUGCAAAAAAUUACCACGAGGUGUAGAGGACUUUGCUCGUGAUGUUUACAACUAUAUACAGAAUAGUCCAAAACGUAUUGGAGACUACAAAGAGUUUCAAUGUUUUGUAAAUAUCAAACCACAUAAACUAUUACGCCCUGCCCAAACAAGGUGGCUGUCUUUGUUACAAGUUGUGAAAGGCUUCUUGAACAACUACCAGCAUUGAAACUGUAAGAAGUUCAAAGUGCUGUGUUAACUGACAGAUUACUUGCAGCUCAAUCAAUCCUUGAUAAAUGUCUGGAACCAACCACAGAAUUAUAUUUAGAGUUUUUAAGUUUUGUGCUGCCAUACUUCAAUGAUUUGAACAAAGAAAUGCAAUCUCAAAGUCCAAAACUCUACUUGCUAUAUGAUAAAAAAAAUUAUAACCUACAAGACUAUAUUGGAAUGUUUUUUAAAGCCAGAAUAUUUGGAAUUAACUGAACAGGAAAAAACAAGCAUGCAAGUCCAUGACAAAGUUGCAGCAUUGGAAUUAUUGGAAUUAAAAAUAUUGAAAAUUGAUUUUGAAAAAAUUGAAAACCAUUUACCCCUGGAAGACUUUUACUUAGGAGGCAAUGUUGCUGCUUUAAUUAUAAUGAACAGAAACAGUAUUCAUCCAGAUCAAAUAAGACAGUUAAGAAAAAAAUGUGUUGAAUUUUACAUUGAAAGUCUUAGGGCCGAUUUUUCAAUUGUCAGAUAAACAAACAGAUAGGGUAUAUUCGAGAGAUAGCGAAGUUGAUGAAUUUUUCAAUGGUCGAGUAAGACCUAUUGGACGAAUAAAUCCUUAUCUGAGGAAUUAAUUUAUUUGCCGCCUUGACCGCCAGGUAAGUACUAUUCGAUUGAUAAUUUGACGCAGAUGACGUUUUAGUUUGAAGUUAUUUCUUGCGCUAUUAACAAUUUAUCAAUUUAUUAUGGAUAUUUUCGAUAAUAUUGAUGACUUGGCUAUCGAAGAAGAGACUUUAAUAAAUGAAUAUAUAAAUCCACCCGAAAGAAAAGAAAGAAUAAUCCGCCCAAGGCCUGAAAGUUAUUUCUUGCGCUAUUAACAAUUUAUUAUGGAUAUUUUCGAUAAUAUUGAUGACUUGGCUAUCGAAGAAGAGACUAUAAUAAAUGAAUAUAUAAAUCCACCCGAAAGAAAAGAAAGAAUAAUCCGCCCAAGGCCUGAUCACUUUAGGAUUUGGGAUUCAAAAGAAUUUCAUCGCAGAUUCAGACUUCGGAAAGAGUCGGUGCAAUAUUUACUUUCCCUAAUUGAAAAUAAAAUCAAGCACCAAACAGAAAGAAAUCAGUGUAUUUCACCCAUGUUGCAGUUAUUAAUUGCACUGCGAUUUUAUGCCACUGGAAGUUUUUACAUAACUGUUGGUGAUUUUGGUGGUAUUCAUAGUUCCACUAUGUGCCGUAUUAUUAAAAAAGUUACUGAAGCUAUAGCAUCUUUAAGAACAAUAUUCAUAAACUUGCCAAGAAGUGACGAAGACAUCAGAAGCACUCAACUAGAAUUUUAUAAAAUAGCCAGAUUCCCUAGAGUAGUAUCGGCUAUAGAUGGCACCCAUAUUAGGAUUCAGUCGCCUGGUGGUAACACUGCAGAAGAAUUCAGGAAUAGAAAAGGAUUCUUUUCGUUUAAUGUUCAAGCAAUGUGUUCAGCAGACUUGAUGUUUCAAGAUAUAGUUGCACGUUGGCCUGGCUCUACCCAUGAUUGCAUGAUAUUUGCCAAUUCACAUGUGAAAUACCACUUUGAGAAUGGUGAAUUUGGCAAUGGAAUUAUACUUGGAGAUAGUGGUUAUGAACUAACUAAUUACCUACUCACUCCUUUUCAAAAUCCAGACACACCAACUAAGACUUUAUAUAAUGAAUCACAAAUUCGAACACGGAAUGUUAUUGAAAGGUGCUUUGGAGUUUGGAAAAGACGGUUUCCAGUCCUAAGUAUAGGAUUAAGGUGUAGGCUGCCGCUUGCACAAGAUGUGAUUGUAGCCUGUGCUGUACUACACAACUUGGCAAGAUCAAAAAAUGAGGAGGAACCUCCAGUGGACCCAGAAUUGCAUAUUCCACCACAGCCUAUAUUUCCACCCGCUAUAGCCGAUUUUACUGGUGAUGAAAGGUGCCAUACUAGGAACUUAAUCUUAAUAAAUUAUUUUCAUGCCUUACCUACUGAAUAAUCUAGGGCAGCCAAGCUCAAUUUUUCAACAGUUUUACUACAUAUAAUCUUUAUAUUCAUUCAAUAGAAAUUUAUGUUUAUCAUAUGUGCAAUUUCUUUUUCAAUUAAUGUUACAUAAUAAAAACAUUGGUAUUUUAUUAAA
Messenger RNA from Helicoverpa zea (corn earworm), 3644 nucleotides. Its product is annotated as putative nuclease HARBI1. The record is from RefSeq and is a predicted model, not a curated record. The transcript has 3 exons. Lineage: Eukaryota; Metazoa; Arthropoda; Insecta; Lepidoptera; Noctuidae. Bases 2409 to 3503 code for a protein of 364 amino acids.